This is a messenger RNA of Leptidea sinapis, 4218 nucleotides long. It is a transcript of the gene mys, whose product is annotated as integrin beta-PS. Gene Ontology annotation, biological process: integrin-mediated signaling pathway; cell adhesion mediated by integrin; cell-matrix adhesion. The record is from RefSeq and is a predicted model, not a curated record. NCBI's taxonomy places the organism in Eukaryota, Metazoa, Arthropoda, Insecta, Lepidoptera, Pieridae. Bases 319 to 2844 code for a protein of 841 amino acids. Gene Ontology annotation, cellular component: integrin complex; cell surface; focal adhesion. Gene Ontology annotation, molecular function: integrin binding. The transcript has 17 exons.
AAUUAGUCACUCUCGUAUCCGGCGAGUGGACUGUACGCGGCACAGUACGGCUCCGAACACGAAAAUACUGAAAUAAUUCACACAGUCGAACAAUAUAGAUAGUUUGCCGCUGAAAUUUAUGUAAAUAGUGUUGUUGAAUGAGUACAGUAUUAGAAAUCAGUUACUGGAAAAUUCAGUGUUCAUAUAAACGCAACAUGACUCAAGUGAUAAGAAAUUCGCGAGUAAAGCUUAAGUAAUUAGGUCAGUUUGGCUAUAAUUGUUGUGUGGUGUAAAGUGUAAAUAUAUAUACAUACAAUUCUUUUCAACUUUAUGUAAAAAAUGAACGACUCGAAGAUGGCCCGACAGAACAUAUUGCGAGUUUUCCUGUACUUCUGCAUGCUUUCUCUGUCCUCGUGCCAGAGGGCAGAACAGUUGCUGGCACAGAACCCGUGCUCCAGCAAGACCACGUGUAGUGAUUGUGCACGGACAGCUACCUGUGCCUGGUGCUUCGCCCCAGAGUUUAACGGACCACGAUGCUUCAACCCUGCCAUGGAAGGCGGCACCGGUGGCUGUGAUGAAGCGUACAUAUUCAACCCUGACAAUCAACAAUCCAUUGAUCCGAGGUUCAACAGAGAAUUAACGAGAGCAAAAGGCCGGAUGGCAAUGGGCAUGGAGUCAUCGUACUACGAGGAAUCAAUGAGCAGCAGUAGCAGUGGUGUCCAGGGUGGCGGAGGUUACAUGGCAUCGGCCGCGGGUGGGGAGAACUUGGUGCAAAUUAAACCACAACGCGUCAAGCUGCAAUUGAGAAUGAACCAAAUGCAAAAGAUGACAUUCUCGUAUGCGCAAGCGCAGGAUUACCCCGUCGAUCUAUAUUAUCUCAUGGACCUCAGCAGAUCUAUGAAGAACGACAAGGAGAAGUUGAGUACCCUGGGAAGUCUGUUAUCCAGUACCAUGAGGAAUAUCACCUCCAACUUCAGGAUCGGUUUCGGCUCAUUUGUCGAUAAGCUUGUCAUGCCUUACGUGUCGACGGUGCCCAAAAACUUGAUAUCACCGUGCGACGGCUGCGCGGCGCCCUACGGUUACAAGAACCAAAUGUCACUCAGCAACGAUACGGACUUCUUUGAUAAAGCAGUAGCCCGCGCAGACGUGUCGGGUAACCUGGACGCGCCCGAGGGAGGCUUCGACGCGAUCAUGCAGGCAGUCGUGUGCAAGGACGAGAUCGGGUGGCGCGAACACGCCAGGAAGCUGCUCGUGUUCUCCACCGACGCCGGCUUCCAUUACGCUGGGGACGGCAAGUUGGGCGGUAUAGUGCAACCGAACGACGGCGAAUGUCACAUGCAAGACAACUCGUACACUCACUCCACCCUGCAAGACUACCCCAGCAUCUCACAGAUUAAUCUCAAGGUGAAAGAGCACGCCAUCAACGUGAUAUUCGCGGUGACGGCGGAGCAGAUCAGUGUGUACGAGCAGCUCAGCAAGCACAUCGAGGGUUCCAGCAGCGGCACCUUGAGCGACGACUCUGACAACGUGGUGGACCUCGUCAGGGAGCAGUACAAUAAAAUAACAUCAACAGUUGAAAUGAAAGACACAUCAAGUGAUGCGGUGCAGAUAUUGUACUACUCGUCGUGUCUGGGCAGCAAGGAUCAUGUUGUUCAAACCAACAAAUGCGAUGGUCUCAAGGUCGGAGACGUGGUCGAAUUCACAGCAGAGGUAACGCUGAAGGAAUGCCCGAAGGAUCCCAGCAAGUGGAAGCAGACAUUCACUAUAUAUCCAGUUGGUGUUUCUGAGAGUCUGACCAUAGAGUUGGAGAUGCUCUGUGACUGCCCCUGCGAGCAUCCUGGACAUCAUGCGUACAACGACAGCCCGCUGGUGUGCAACGGGCAGGGCAUCAGCGCGUGCGGCGUGUGCGUGUGCGAGGCGGGUCGCUUCGGCAAGGCGUGCGAGUGUUCGGCGCACGGCGGCGGCUCGCUGGAGCAGGAGCGAGGCUGUCGCCCGACCAGCGCCGGCUCGGGCCCGCUGUGCUCCACGCGCGGCACGUGCGUGUGCGGCGUGUGCGAGUGCAACAAGAUGGACGACCCGCUCAAGGUGAUAUCUGGUCCGUUCUGCGAGUGCGACAACUUCACGUGCGACAUGAACAAGGGACUGCUGUGCUCGGGUCCGUCGCACGGCGAGUGUGUGUGCGGCAAGUGUAACUGUCGCCCGGAGUACAGCGGGCCUGCGUGCCAGUGCCUCAAGGACCAGACGGCUUGUAUAUCACCCGAGAACGGCAAGAUUUGCAGCGGCAACGGUAAAUGCGUGUGCGGUCAGUGCGUGUGCAACGUGGACGAUGAUCGGCACUACACGGGCAAAUACUGCGAUAGUUGUCCGACGUGUCCCGGUCGCUGCGAGGACUUCAAGCAGUGCGUACUGUGUGAGGUGCACAAGCGAGGGCCGCUCUACAGCCCGGACCAGCCGGGGAGGGACUGCGGCGACUGCGCACUCUAUCCCGAGAUCGUCGAGGGCAAGAUCGAAGCGAACGAGACGUUGAACGAACAUCUGUGCAGCUUCUACGACGACGAAGACUGUCUCUAUGUGUACGUGUACUCGUACAACGACACCAGGAACCUCUACAUCCGAGCGCAGAAGGAACACGAGUGUCCCAGGAAGGUGUUCAUUCUGGGUAUCGUACUGGGCGUGAUCGCUGCUAUAGUGCUAGUGGGUCUGGCGCUGCUGAUGCUGUGGAAGAUGGUCACCACUAUCCAUGACCGUCGAGAGUUCGCGCGCUUCGAGAAGGAGCGUAUGAUGGCCAAGUGGGACACGGGUGAAAAUCCAAUUUACAAGCAAGCGACGUCGACCUUCAAGAAUCCAACAUACGCUGGCAAAUAAAUAGUUGGAUAUGUUAACACUGAAAACAACUCACAACAUCAAUUAAUCAAUCAAGGCGUAGCCCCUGCCGCAUUGUACGCGACUCGAGUUGAUACCAAUAUAGCUAUAAUAUAACAUGAGUCAUGGGAAACAUUGUUAUAGUUUUAUGACUAAAAUAUGUUAAUUCAAUAACGGCCGUUCCCAAUUUAUUACAGAUUUACUAAUUACUACCUUCUACUGUCAGUUAUUAGCUAUCAAUAAUCUGAAGCUGUCCCAAUAUACCCGAUAAGUCAUUCUUAUCGCCUUAUAUUGGGACGCGUGAAUUGCAAUUUCCAUACAAACUUCUAUCGCUGGUAAGCUGUACGUCGUCCCAUUGACAGGCAGCGUGUACGGAUAAGGUGAGUUACUGUCGAUAAGUUUAUUGGGACAGAAAAGUCAACGUUAGUUACGGUUUUUAUCUCAAGUAAGCGAUAGACUGAAUAUUGGAAACGGUCGUUAGUCAUCAGUAUUGAGAAAAUAUAUUUGUAUACAUGUAGAGGUAUUAAAGUGUAGUUGCUAAUAAAAGCCUUAAAUCGUGCCUUCAAUAUACGUUUUUCGAUGUUUAUUAUAAUAAGAUUAAUAUUAUAUACAUGUCUAUUAUUAUUGGUAUAGUGCAGUCGCGAACUAGGGAAAAUAUCGGUCAUUGAUCUAUUGGUUUUCUCUUUCUAUCUCUCUCACAUAGGAAGAUGUGUAAUGUUUGAAAUUAUUUCUGUUCUCCAGCAAUGUUUUGUAAUAAUAAUACAUUGUGUAUAACAAUAAUUUUUGUACAUUAAAUGCUUAAUAGAGGUCUGUUUAAAUCUCGUUUAUAUUAUAUAGUACGCUUUUGUACUUAUGUGUGUGUGUAGGAUGUGUGUGCUGUUUUAGCUGUGUGGGAUAUUAAUAUAUAACCUUAAAAUUUAACAAUAACUAUUAUAACGGAGAAUUAUAUCAAAAUGGACGGAAAUUAAUCGAUAUUAUAGUAUUCUAGUUGAUACCACAGAAUACUUUUUAAGGUACGCUAAUUUGCAAUGAUUAUUUAUUACUAGUAAUGUUAUCACUGCCUUUAAUAUUCAUUAUCAUUUCGAUAAAUACUAAAAAUAUGACUAAAAUGUAACAUUUAGUGCCAUUAGCAAUUAAAAUAAGAGUGUUUUAUUAUUUAUUAUUACGCAUACGUAUAAUUAUUAUAUUAUAAGAUCAAUUAAAUAAGAUAUGCAACGCUACAGUUAAUUUAAAUAUUUUUACGACUGCAUUUUCAAUGUUUUGUUUUGGAACUACUAUUUUAUGUGAUAUACUGAUUGUGAAAAGAUUUAAAUGUGACGAAUACGACUCGAAAUAAUUGUGGCCUUUAAAUUAGAGCUAAUAAAAAUUAACUUAAUU